AUGUCGACACGGAAGAAGUCAAGGGAGCAGCAUUUAUCUGUUUCGGCUACAGAGGAGAAUGGGGCUGUACAGGCGAUCCAUGCCGACACGCUGCUGCCUGCCGUUCGAAACCUAAGUCUUCAUUGCAAAGAAAUUGCUUUUCGUCCUGCGCAUAGUCGGCUCGUUAACCUCAAUUGCUUGCGACCACAUGGUGCUCUGCAGGAAAGUGAACUCCGUGGCCAGAAGAACUCGUCCAAGGUUCCAGAAACGCUCUUGAAUGACAUCGUGGCAAUGGUCAAUGAUUCCCAGAGACUUCUUCGCCGGAGUCCGGACUUCCAUCUUGGAGCGAAUUCUACGGAGGCUGAGGAGUUAUUACGUGCCAAUGCUUUUCGGCUCAAGUGGCUCGGCACUGUAGCGAAAACCUGCGACAGUGCGGUGGCGUAUCCAUUUACUGAAUUUUGCUUCAUAGGUCCUCUGCCCCAAAAUUGGUCAAACGCCACUCUCCCAGCUGACGAAGGAGGCCAGAGAUGUAUUCGAACGGCUGAGACUAUACAACGUAUCCUGCGGGUUUUCGCUACCGCCUCCAACAGUAGUCAAUGUCAGCUGCAACAACUUCUCUUUCACGUUGUGCGAAACGAAAGAAGUUCCGUGGAGGGGUUGGUGUCGGUCAACUACAACAGCCGGCAUAUUACCGUUUGCUGUGGGCUCUACUAUUAUCGCGUGGAUGUGCUGGAUACGGAUGGAUUUAUCGUUGAUGUAGAGACUCUUGCAGAACGUCUGCGGACGGUUCGGGAGCACGCAAACCGCACCGAAACGACACUUUUUGAUCACAAACUGUUACUCGACGCCCGAGAGGACUUGAACACGUUCUACCAGCUUCUGGGUAGCCUCACAGAGAUUGAUCGCACGGAAUGCGCUGCGGUCUUGGAACGACUGAAGAACACCGAUCCUGCCAAUGCGGCUUCUCUCACUUACAUUGACACUGGGAUUUUUACAGUGGUUCUCCAAAGUCUGGGCAAUGAGGUCGCUUCAGCUCGAUGGUACCGAAGUGCCCUUGUACUUGAGGAGAGGAAGGAGACGGGUGUGCUGGCGAUGCGUGGACACUCCAUUUUGAUCCACGGUGAUGAUCUUAUGGACUUCCUCAUGCAAGUCCUUUCCUGGGACAAUGCGUCUCACGGAUUAAGCAAGAGCGGGGGUGAAUCCUUCGGCACAGGGCAAGCUCCUACUAGUGAUGGCAUCCUGCCACCAGGUGUGGAGCACUUGGAUUUAUGGCUGCAGUGGAAGCACCGUAAACCUAUGCGACCCUACGCGGUGGUCAAACUCUCCCCACCUGUGUUUCCGCUUUCUAUUCCACAGGAGACGGAUAUCUCUUUUGUAUAUAUUUGCAUGUCCGCUGUUCUCGCGGUGCAACAGGUUUUAACAUGCUGUACAGAAUUUCCGACAGUUUUAGUGGCUUUUCCGAACCAGAGGGGAGGUCUUUCGGCGGCGUUGAUGUAUUCGUACGAAAUUGAGGCCUUUAUUCGUUCCCUGCGCUGUGGAUCUGUACUGGUGGAGCGGCAUACCAAAACGCAUUUAGCUCUUAAGGCUUUACAGAGCCUGGCUGAAAUCAUUGAUGACUGUUUUCAUGAAACCUACCCCAUCUAUUCCUUGGCGAAGUUGCUCCUUGCGGAGGGAAAGGCCACUACAACAGAAGCUUGCAUGGAUAACGCCAUUUUGGGCACGGUGGAUCUUCAUGUUACAGUUGGUAUGCUGGGCUCAGGCAAGAAGGUGUUGGGUUGUGAAACAUGUCUGCUCUUGCCUUCACGGUUUUCGCUCACCUGUGGUGCAGUGGGAUCUAUUUCACGGGAGUCACCUUUGCAAGGACCCUCAGGUGCCACUUUGACGUGUGCCUCGCUGAGGGUAGCUGAAACCGAUGAGGAUUCCACUAUGGGGGCACAACUAGCGGCAUGCAUUACGGAGAAGACUCACGAGUUGCUGUCGCUAGUUCCCAAUGUAAACCCAAACUAG
Messenger RNA from Trypanosoma rangeli, 1986 nucleotides. RefSeq names its product acyltransferase. Gene Ontology annotation, cellular component: mitochondrion. The record is from RefSeq and is a predicted model, not a curated record. The transcript has a single exon. The coding region runs from base 1 to 1986 and encodes 661 amino acids. Gene Ontology annotation, biological process: carnitine metabolic process. Lineage: Eukaryota; Euglenozoa; Kinetoplastea; Trypanosomatida; Trypanosomatidae. Gene Ontology annotation, molecular function: carnitine O-acetyltransferase activity.